UGCUCACUGCAGCUUAAAGAGUUCUGUCCUUGGCGAGACUCCGACUACGUAUCGUCAGCUGACUAGUCAGCCGAUUACAUUCGAGUUUCUAUCGUUUAUCUUCGGUUGCACUUUGUUCGGCGAAAGGUAAAAAAUCUGGCAAUCAAGAUGCCCAAUUGCACGUCUGGUGAGGAGAAUCACGUGUGUCUUCCUAAUGGAGAUAAUGAUUGCGAGGAGACGCAGGAGUAUGACCCCGCAGUAAGAUACAGAGAUGGAUCCGUGCGACUUCGAAAUCCAAAUAUCGAGCUCAUGGAUCAAGAUAUAUUGUAUCAUCUUGCUCUGGGCAGUGGUUCCCACGAUCUCGUCGAAAUGUUCGGCGACGUCAAGUUCGUGUGCAUGGGAGGAACACCAAAACGUAUAGAAGAUUUUGCUCAUUUUAUAAUGAAGGAAAUAGGUCACAAGCUUCCAGCCGGAACGACACUUCUUGACAUAAGCCAGUAUUCAUACCGUUAUUCUAUGUACAAAGUCGGACCGGUUUUAUCUAUUAGUCAUGGAAUGGGUAUACCAUCAGUCGGUAUUUUACUUCAUGAGGUCAUCAAACUGAUGUACCAUGCAAGGGUGAAGGAUCCGAUAUUCUUUAGGAUUGGUACUUGUGGCGGGAUCGGCCUUGAAGGCGGUACUGUGGUAAUUUCCGAUGAAGCAGUCGAUGGAAUGUUGAAGCCUUACUUGGAACUGCCGGUGCUUGGUAAACUUUUACGAAGGCCGUCUAAGCUUGACCGGCAAUUAGCUCGCGAUCUAAAGGCUCUAGCGCAUCGCGAGGAUCCUUACGAUACUGUGAUUGGCAAAACAAUGUGUACUUAUGACUUCUAUGAAGGACAAGGUCGAAUGGACGGUGCAUUUUGCGAAUUCACAGAAAAUGACAAAAUGGACUAUUUACACAAGGUGCAUAAGACUGGCGUAAUAAACAUAGAAAUGGAGAGCCUUUCGUUUGCAGCUCUUACGCAUCAUGCAGGCAUUAAAUCUGCUGUUGUCUGCGUAACAUUGUUAGAUCGACUUAAAGGAGAUCAGGUACUGGCACCGAAGGAAGUCUUGGAUGAAUGGCAAAUGAGACCACAAGAGUUGAUCUCUCGUUAUAUAACUAGAUAUCUUCAACGAAAAGGCCGCCUUUCCCUAGAAGGCCAUGGAUCCAUGUGUGUUAAGAGUCCUCGUCGGUUCAAACUAGUGCAACAGGAAUCGGAAAACUACGAUUAAAUUUAUUACACAUCGUAUUAUAAAAUCGUCAAGGCAAUCCACUAUGAACCUUGUUAACAGAAGAACGUACUGUUAAAGUACGAUGAAAACUGCACGGAUUCGUU
Habropoda laboriosa is the source of this 1334-nucleotide messenger RNA. Its product is annotated as uridine phosphorylase 1. Bases 148 to 1230 code for a protein of 360 amino acids. Gene Ontology annotation, molecular function: uridine phosphorylase activity. Gene Ontology annotation, biological process: nucleotide catabolic process; uridine catabolic process. The transcript has 6 exons. The record is from RefSeq and is a predicted model, not a curated record. Gene Ontology annotation, cellular component: cytosol; cytoplasm. NCBI's taxonomy places the organism in Eukaryota, Metazoa, Arthropoda, Insecta, Hymenoptera, Apidae.